AUGGAAAGCAGAAAGGACGCAGAGAUACGCGCCGAGGGUGGUCAGACUGAAACAUUGGGCUCUCAUUUCUCUGACAAUGGUGGAGAUUUCGUUCGCCAGCAACAUGACAAGUCGGCUAGCCGAAAUCGCACGAGCCCCGAGUCUUUUCCGUACUCGCGAGAUCAAGUAACCGAGACGAGGGAGAAAGCGUGGACCGGCGGAUUUGGGGAAAUGAGACAGACAAGCGAGUUGUGUGGACCGAAACGAGAGAUCUUAGAUCUCCGUACGAAAGAAUCUAGCAGCUCCGACGCAGAAUCAGACUUCUAUGAAGAGAUUAAUGUCAGUUGCACACCUGAAAGUAUGGACUACAAUAACAGUCAAGGACAUGAAAAGACGUCUCUGAGCCCCAGUACCGAAAGUACAGUCGAUGGUGGGAAGACGGGUUUAAGCCCCGCUGCACUGUCUUAUGGGGCAGAUCAAAUGCGACGAUACCGGACAGCUUUCACCAGGGAGCAAAUAGCUCGACUGGAAAAGGAGUUUUUUAGGGAAAACUACGUUUCUCGUCCUCGCAGAUGCGAACUGGCGGCCGCCUUAAAUCUGCCUGAAACGACGAUUAAGGUGUGGUUUCAAAACCGGAGAAUGAAGGACAAGCGGCAACGGUUGGCGAUGACGUGGCCUCAUCCGGCCGAUUCGGCCUUUUAUACCUACAUGAUGAGCCACGCGGCUGCUGCGGGUAAUCUACCGUACCCGUUUCCUUCUCAUCUUCCCAUGCCCUACUACUCACAUCUGAGCGGCAUGGCUGCAGCAUCAGCAUCCGCAGCUGGGGCGCCUUCUUUUACUAACCCGUUGCGCUCCCUGGACACCUUCCGUCUCCUUUCUCACCCAUACCCACGCCCCGAGUUGCUUUGCGCUUUUAGACACCCAUCGCUAUACGCAAGCACAGGUCACGUCCUUGGUCCUGGCGGGAGCGCGUGCACGUGCAUUGCGUGUCAAUCAAACGGGAUUGCGCAAAGGUCAACGACCAACUCAGACUUUUCGUGUUCGCCCAGCAGCAUGCCUGAUACUUUCCUCACGUUCUCACCGGCCAUCAUCAGCAAGUCGUCCUCCGUUUCUGUGGAUCAGAGGGAGGAGGUACAGCUGACCAGAUAA
Molecule: messenger RNA, 1128 nt
Organism: Trichomycterus rosablanca
Lineage: Eukaryota; Metazoa; Chordata; Actinopteri; Siluriformes; Trichomycteridae
Gene: evx1
Product: even-skipped homeobox 1
Exons: 3
Coding region: 1-1128 (375 amino acids)
Biological process (GO): regulation of transcription by RNA polymerase II
Cellular component (GO): nucleus
Molecular function (GO): RNA polymerase II cis-regulatory region sequence-specific DNA binding; DNA-binding transcription factor activity, RNA polymerase II-specific
Source: RefSeq, a predicted model, not a curated record